CAAUGAUGUUAAAGAAACUUAUCAAACAAAUUCUUGAAAGUCUAAAGGUGCUUCACUGUGGAAAUCCUAAAAUUCUUCACCGAGAUCUCAAACCCCAGAACGUUUUGAUUGAUGUUACUGGGAGGGCAAGAUUAGCUGAUUUUGGCAUAAGCAGACGCUUACUCAAAGGCCAAACAACUUUACGUACACGCAGUGCAGGAACCAGAUGCUGGAUGGCCCAAGAGACUUUAGCAGAAGAAGCAGAAGAAUCUGUGAUAUCAUACAAGUCAAGCACUGACAUCCAGGUGGCAGGCAUGCUGAUUUAUUAUAUCCUGUCUGGAGGCCACCAUCCAUUUGGUGACAUAUCCUUUAAAUGUGAGUCCAACAUUUAUGAUGGGAAGUACAGUUUGGAUCAUGUUCAAGAUGUGGUGGCAAAGGAUCUGAUCGAGUGGAUGAUCAACAAAGAGCCAAAGGAAAGACCCAAAGUAGAAGAAUGCUUAAACCAUCCCUUCUUCUGGACGUCUGAAAAGUAAGGAAGUCAUGCUGAUCGAUGACUGAUAAAUAAUUUUUCCUGAUUACUGGAACAAGUUGGUAAUUUUUGCUGCUCCAGCCAGCCAGAGAAUCCCCCGCCGCCCCGCC
Molecule: messenger RNA, 618 nt
Organism: Oreochromis aureus
Lineage: Eukaryota; Metazoa; Chordata; Actinopteri; Cichliformes; Cichlidae
Product: serine/threonine-protein kinase/endoribonuclease IRE1-like
Exons: 3
Coding region: 3-512 (169 amino acids)
Biological process (GO): IRE1-mediated unfolded protein response; intrinsic apoptotic signaling pathway in response to endoplasmic reticulum stress; protein phosphorylation
Cellular component (GO): IRE1-TRAF2-ASK1 complex
Molecular function (GO): RNA endonuclease activity; ATP binding; protein serine/threonine kinase activity
Source: RefSeq, a predicted model, not a curated record